Filobasidium floriforme is the source of this 402-nucleotide messenger RNA. RefSeq lists its product as uncharacterized. NCBI's taxonomy places the organism in Eukaryota, Fungi, Basidiomycota, Tremellomycetes, Filobasidiales, Filobasidiaceae. The record is from RefSeq and is a predicted model, not a curated record. The annotation marks the transcript as partial. The transcript has a single exon.
CAUUCUUUGGGCAGUAUUGAGGUGGAAUGUCCUCAUUGCCAUGCUCUACACUUCAGCGAGGAACGCCUCACCAGAUCAAGCAAACGAAAUCCAAAAUUUGGCAACUGCUGCACAUCGGGAAAAGUGAUCUUACCAUCGAUCGGUGUCAAUGUCGACUUCCCUUUACUUGACUCAUUGCUCAAGAGGGAUCAUCCUCAGUCGAACGCUUUCAUAGAGAACCUGAGGCACAUCAAUAACGUCCUGUCCUUCACAUCGCUAGGGAUCAACGCAGACGCCACUACUUGGGGACCGCAGGGGAUCUAUAAUCUUCGCAUCAGCGGAGAGUUAGUACACAAAAUUGGCUCGAUCUUACCAGAUCCUCAACAGCCGGCGCGCUUUGCUCAGAUCUAUACUUUGGAUGAU